AUGAAAGGAGACGAAAGAGAAUGGACUUCAUUUCUUAAUGCCAGAAAGGGCUUGUUUGUGUCCGGAGUGUCCGGGAUAUUUACAACAAGCGCAGAAGACAAGGCCCUGAAAGUAGAGUUUGAAGCAACAGUCAGAAUGCACCCCACGCAUCUUCCCCUGGGGUUUGAUGUCGAGGCGCUGAAGACAGAAAGGCACAGGCUGCAGAACAUAAAGAGAACACAGGCCAUAAACAGAAUAAUAAGAGAAUACGCCGAUAGAAACCACAUUAUGUACGAAGAGAUAAAAGAAGAUCCAAAGGCGUAUCUGGAGAUGCGAAGAGAAGACGCAGAUGCGUUCAGCACUCUGCUAAAGAUAAAGAAGCUCGGGCUGUACCACGAGCAGUCCGUGCUGAGAAGAAACGUCUUCCGCGGAAUCAAAGAAAUAGUCUCGCCAGAGAUAAUAAAAAUAUCAAAAACAUCGCAGGCGCACAAACAGGAGAAUCUGUACGAUCUCAGAGUCCUCUCAGACCUUGAGUCCAGGCACAUAGCAGCGGGAGAAGCAAAGAAAGUGGCGUGGUGGCUCUCCACCCUCAAAAGCAUAAAGCAAGCAGCAAUGAAGUCCGUGCAGACACAGAAAGACCAGAUCGCAAACCAGCAGAGAAUAUUCAUUGCCGUCAGUGCGAUACACGACAAGCACAGAAAAGAAGAGGAAAAAACGAAAAGAAAAGCAGAAAAAGCAAGAAUGCAGGCCCUCAAGUCAAACGACGAGCAGGAAUAUCUUAAACUCAUAAAACAGGAAAAAAACACACGGCUUACGCAUAUUCUCAAAAAAACAGACGAGUACAUCGACAUCCUCAAAAAAAGAAUAAGGCUGCAGCAGGGAUCGGAUGAAGACCACAAGCACACACAGCAAAACACAGACAGUCAAGGCACAAAUGAAUCAGCACAAGAGAACACCACACAGGACUAUUUUGAAGCAGCACACUCCGCAAAGGAGCUGAUCAAAGAGCAGCCAAGAUCUGUGUCGUACGGUCUUCUCCGAGAAUACCAGCUGAAAGGAGUCGAGUGGAUGGUCUCUCUGUACAACAACAACCUCAACGGAAUACUAGCAGAUGAAAUGGGUCUUGGAAAAACAGUGCAGGCCAUCGUAUUCAUAUGCUACAUCCUUGAAAAAAAACAGGAGAACGAUCCCUUCCUUGUGAUCGUGCCUCUCUCCACUUUCUCUAACUGGCAGUCUGAGUUCAGCCGGUGGGCUCCUUCGAUUCGAGUUCUUUCGUACAAGGGAGACCCCGCGCAGAGAAAAGAGCUGAAAAAAGAGACAAUGGCGGGAAAGUACGAUGUCCUUCUGACUACCUUUGAAUACGUUAUAAAAGACAGAUCGUUCCUCUCCAAGACGCAAUGGCUGUACACCAUCGUGGAUGAAGGGCACCGAAUGAAAAACAGCGGGUCUAAGCUCUGCAUUGUCAUGAACACAUAUUAUAAGUCAAAGUACAGACUGCUCCUCACAGGCACGCCCCUGCAGAACUCUCUUCCCGAGCUGUGGUCUCUCCUCAACUUUGUGCUUCCCAAAAUAUUCUGCGCAGGCGGAAGUUUUGACGAGUGGUUCAACGCUCCGCUCGCGCAUGUGGGAGAAAAGAUAGAGCUGAACGAAGAAGAGGAGCUGCUCAUUAUAAAGAGGCUGCACAAAGUUUUGAGGCCGUUCCUGCUGCGCAGACUGAAAAAAGAUGUGGAAGCAGGAUUACCCGAUAAGGUAGAAACUAUCGUAAAAUGCAAAAUGUCUCCUCUGCAGAGAGCACUCUACAACGAGGUGCGCUCUGCCGCUGUCAGCAAGCAGGAAAGCACAAAGAGACUGAACAACACGAUUAUGCAGCUGAGAAAGAUAUGCAACCAUCCCUUUGUUUUCGAUACGGUGGAAGAUUUCGUAAACCCGCAGAGAAUCAACAACGAUCUGCUGCACAAAGUCAGCGGCAAGUUUGGCCUGCUGCGGAGAAUGCUGUACAAGCUCAGGGCAACAGGACACAAAGUUCUUAUGUUCUUCCAGAUGACGCAGAUCAUGACUAUCAUGGAGGACAUGCUGGUGAUGGAAGGGUUUAAAUACCUUAGACUCGAUGGCGCAGUGAAAAGCGAAGAGCGUGCUGCUCUGAUCUCUUCAUUCAACGAUCCCACAUCAGAGUAUCCAGUGUUCCUUCUGAGCACGCGAGCAGGGGGUCUUGGCCUCAACUUGCAGAUUGCUGAUACUGUGAUAAUUUUUGAUAGUGAUUGGAACCCGCACGCAGACCAGCAGGCACAGGACAGAGCGCACAGAAUAGGGCAAACAAAAGAGGUGCGAAUCUUCAGACUCAUCACAGCAGACACAGUGGAAGAGUACAUCCUGCAGAAAGCUCUGUGCAAAUUGCACGUAGAUGAAAAAAUUAUACAGGCAGGAAGAUUCGACAACAGAACAACGCACGAAGAAAGAGAAGCACUGCUCAGAAAUAUUUUUGAGGGAGAAGAGGGAGAUGCAGGCGCAGGGGAUGAUGGAUCGUGCGUCGUGGGCUCAGACGAUGAGCUGAAUAAGAUGCUUGCCAGAUCAGAAGCAGAAAUGGUUGAGUUUAAGCGCAUUGAUGAGUCCGGUGUGCUCGGGCCGUUUGAGAUGUACUCUGGGCCUGUUCCCUCUCUUUUUGCAGACAGCGAGCAGACGGACACCCCAGGAACCGAAAAUGGAAAAAGAAAAAGCUCGAUGCGGCCCUCAAAAGAAAGCAAAAAGGGCGGGCUAGUGAAGAGGUGCGAUGAGAUAUUGGACUCUCUUGUGAGAAGCACGUGCAACGGGAGAAGAAGAAGCGAGCUGUUUAUGGAGCUGCCUGAUCCGGAAAUGUAUCCAGACUACUACGAGAUAAUCAAGUACCCGAUAUCAAUUGCAGAGAUAAGAGAGAACAUAGAGAUAUACGACAGCAUGGAAGAGUUUGAAAGCGACGUAAUGAGGAUGUGCUCGAAUGCAAUGACGUACAAUGCAGAGGGCAGCACAGUGUACCAGGACGCAAAGUACUUCAUACACAUAUUCAAAACCCUCACAGAAUGA
Messenger RNA from Nematocida minor, 3036 nucleotides. Its product is annotated as ATP-dependent helicase STH1/SNF2. Bases 1 to 3036 code for a protein of 1011 amino acids. Gene Ontology annotation, cellular component: nucleus. NCBI's taxonomy places the organism in Eukaryota, Fungi, Microsporidia. Gene Ontology annotation, biological process: positive regulation of transcription by RNA polymerase II. The record is from RefSeq and is a predicted model, not a curated record. Gene Ontology annotation, molecular function: ATP binding; DNA binding; ATP-dependent chromatin remodeler activity. The transcript has a single exon.